This is a messenger RNA of Parascedosporium putredinis, 537 nucleotides long. The record is from the annotation of a GenBank genome assembly. Lineage: Eukaryota; Fungi; Ascomycota; Sordariomycetes; Microascales; Microascaceae.
AUGGGCGAGGUUUCCUACCAUAUUCCGGCACAAACUGCAAACCCCGUCGCCAGCGGGAUCCGAAUCCGGGACAUACCUACAUCGGAAUCACACUUUGGAAGCCGCGCAACUCUCGAGCUGGAGGCCCCGAUCAAGUUGCUCGACCUUGGCAAGUACAUUGUAAAGCGGACGGAGAUUGGUUCGCCGUGGCCGAUGAGCAAACCACUCGAACAGUUUUACUCCCGAUCCACGUUCACGGAUGGGGCGGCCGUCAUUGCCUAUAAACCGUUUGUCAUGGCCCGCGCGGACUCGGGGGCAGCAGUUGGAUGGAUAGCGGUUGAUGAGGGUGUUUUGCCAACCCACGAGCCCAUGUUUGCCGUGUGUUUCUCCGGGAACGAGGUGAACGGAAAGUUUGACGGGUUCAACGUGCUAAUUGUGGGGGAAAGAGACGGUAAAGGCGGAGGGCUGAAGAGACAUCUUGUGAGGCUCGGCAUCGGCGAGAUUCAGGAGGAAGGGUGGUUUGAUGGUGCUUCUCUAGAGAGAAUCUGGGUGAAAUAA